Blepharisma stoltei is the source of this 270-nucleotide messenger RNA. The record is from the annotation of a GenBank genome assembly. Lineage: Eukaryota; Ciliophora; Heterotrichea; Heterotrichida; Blepharismidae.
AUGCCAAGGCUUCCAUUUCCUCCUAGCAAACUUUUAUCAAACAAUAAUACCAGAUUUCUUGCAGUUGGCUUUAUGUUUCUUACGUGCAUAGGCUUUGGAUAUGCGACUUUUAAAAAUGCUGACCGAUAUUCAAGGAGUAUUCAUGAUCAAAAAAUGAUUGAAAUUGAAAAAGAACUGAAUCAGAUUAGCGCAGAUCCAGCUGUAAGAGAGCAGAUGAAGAAAAUAUACGGGAUAAGAAAGGAAAUGGCAAAGGAACAGACUAAUCAAUAA